GUGAUGCUGAUUUGCAGAGGCUAGUACAGUGCCUGAGUGGUACAGGAUAGAGAGUGAGACCUUGGUAUGGCUGCUUAACACUGCACAGGCUACAGAGAGACUUGACCUGUCACAAAGCACAUAAUGAUUUUCCCUGUAGCAGCAACACUCUUAUAUCUGCAGAGGCAUGCAUGACUGCACAUACAGCCGCCACAACAUUUUGAACGUCAAUCUAGCUACAACAACAUUGACCGAGACUGGGUCGUGCCCAUCCGCGGGCAAGCGCAUAAAUUGCCCAUCUUUGCCAACAAGAAAACUGAAAUGAUGCCAAAUCCAGCAUCAUCAUAACCACCACCAUUGACUUCACCGACUCGGAAGCACGCAACAACACUAGCAACGGUAGCAACAAUAGCAAUUAAACGAUGGCCUCGCCGCUGGUGCUCCCCCUUAAACUGGACGCCUUUGUCCUGAACCCCAGCGCCUGCGAUGGCGAAGACGCCGACAAGGCCAAGAUAGCGCCGCUGGUCCAGCCAAAUUAUAGCCAUCUGCGUCUGAAGGACCCGAGGCUGCAGGAUUAUCGCACGCUGCAGAAUGAUGUCAUGCGACUGACUGAGCUUCACGCUGCAGCGCCUGCAUCCAAGAACCUGCGUGUGACAAAUGUCGGUGGGCCUGUCGACCAGGACAACACUCGCACCGAGCGCCUGGGCGUCUAUCUCCACUGGAUGAUCCCGCGAGUCUAUCGCUCUGGCGCAGCUGCCACCAACAAUGACAACACGAGAUCCAGAAAACGCAGGGGCCUGACCCCGCACCUGGGCCUGCAUCAGGAUUCUGACCCGGCGGCUCCGACCUUCCCAGAGACGCCAAACCGCUGGCUGGUCGUUCGAAAGCUGCAUGAUGGAUACAAGCCCGAGACGGCCGAUAUGGCCAAAGUGACGGCGUGGGUAGUUGCGAGUGACUGGAUGCACAAGAUCGACGAAUUCGACGAUACGGAAGUCCCAAAGCCGUACGACAUCGAGGCCACCUUCUCACCGUAUAUCGACACGAGUAGUCAAGCCGAAGGCGGAACACCGAGCAUCCAGGACCAGGCCGAGAUCUUCAUUGGCGAGCGCAGGAAGGCAUCGGAGUGGCAGGAGAGCGACAACAACGGCAAUUCGGUGUCUUUAGGCGUGCUGAAUUCAUCCAACCAGCUCUUCGCCGACUACCAACCCCACAACAUCAAUGUCUUCUCCAUGCUGGACAACUUUGAGAUCAAGGAUGGAGCCGAGUGCCUUACGUCGGCCACCGCUGACUACUACGUCUUGGGUUGGCAGAGUACGCCAGCCAAGGACAUUCUGCAUAUGGAGAGGGAUGCAGGCACAAGAGGAGAACGUCUGGACGCACUCUCGCUGGCCCUCCAUCAGGCAGACCGUGAUGACGUUCCCGAGGCAGUCAAAGAGUGGCUGAAGGAUGAAACGAGCGCACGGGUGCUCUGCCAUGGCGCCAUGUACAACGUAAAUUGGCACCGUGAGUGGGAUGAGGCAACUCGCCCUCACAUUCCCGCAGACGACGUAGCCGGGGCAUUCCAGGAGAAGAUGCCAAUUGCCGUGGGCACCACACCGCUUGAUUCCUUGCUUUCCUACGUCAGCGGGCAUCAGGAGGGGAUCGAGCACACCCUGGACCAGCUCAAUGACUUACUGCGCGCCCAGAGUGAGAAUAUUGAGGAUCGCCGCGCAGCUUCCGACGAGGUGCAGAACUACAACUUCUCCCACUUUGCCGGUGGAUCCCGUUACGUGCUCCAGAUUGACGAGCGCAACCCGGCAGCAGCGCCGGAGCAAGAGGAUGCCGAUCUGUUGGCCGAGCUGAACGAGAGCCAGGCUCUCUUCGACGCAACGACGCGGCAGAUCGAGCUACUCCAGUGGGAGCUAUUCUCCGUGUGGUGGAAGUUCUCCACGGAUUCGGAUAGGAGUGACGAGGAUGCCGAUGGUGCGUACAAGGCGACCGUCGAGGAUCUGAAAACGAGGAUAGGCCAGUUGCUCAGCUUGCAAGAGCAGCAGCAAAUACGUCUGGACGAAGGUAAAGAUGAGAUAGAGAAGAGAGAUCUGUCGCUGAAGGAAGCCAUCACCCCUCAGUUCAACCAGCAAUUUGAUCCUACCCUGUUCGUUGGAAAUGUCCAAUCUGGCUGGCCCCUUGACUAUCUCAAUCCUCUCAAGGUUCGCCUAGACUUCCAGAUCCCCAGCUAUGAGUCUCGGCUGCGUGCCCGCGACGACGAAGACAAUUACGGCCUGCAUAGCCUUCCUGACGACUUGCAAAGAACGGCGAGCCUGUUAAUUGAUGAAUUUCUACACUAUGCCGAGUCCAAUGAAGAAAACGGUGACAGUGAUGACGACGAGGAUGAGGAAACCGCGCCACCUCUGUACCAUGAUGAUGAUCGUGAUCAAUGGAAAAACCAGCAACCCUGGUUCCCCUUGUUCCUCGAAUGGGAGGCUGAAUACUACCACAUCGACUACGCGAAAUGGGAGAUGGAAGAGAGCACUUCUUGGGGUUCUAAAGAUAAAAGAUUUCGGUACGUUAUUAGACAGGAGGAUUCAGAAAACCAGCAAUUGCCUCCACUCUGGGAACAGGAGAUCGAGGACCGCCGAACGGUGUCCGGGAGGAUCCUCCUAUUACCGCAGCCGGUAUUUUCGUUGCAGGCUGAGCUAAUGCAGCUCUUUGAUUCUGUCCCGGAGAAUCAAAUGCCUCUCACCCCAGAGGAACAGGAGCAGCUUUUGAAGGACAUCAUCGGUUUACCUUUUGUUUCCGCCCCCCUGGAUGGCUUCACCAACCAUCUCUUGACUCUCAAUGAGGGGAGCCAUUUGAAGCCAAAUGUACGAGUUCCCGGUGCCCAGCCCAUGCCUCUGGAAGAAGCCUACGAGGACUCUCAGACAAUCGGCAUCAACGCUGGCGAAGUCACCCUCAUGGGAAUGGAGACGGACUUGACUCCUUACGCAUCACUGACGAGAAUCCCACCGUCUGAAUAUUCUGCAUUUAAACCCGUGACCCACGGACAAUUUAAAUUUACCAAGCUGAAUAUCAUCGACAAGUUCGGACAAGCAGCUUGCGUAAUUGACCCCAGAAGAUUCGCUACCGGGCCACCUCCUGUGUUCCCUUGUAUCAGUGAGUACUAUCAGCCGCAGAUAUAUAAGAGUAAGUUGGCGGACUUACUUCCCAACGUUGUUGAAAAACCGGAAAAUGACGGAAAGAACGAAUUUGUCCAAAUGCCACCGGCUAUGAACCAGCCAUCUCGUCUGCAUAUGGACUUUGUCACCUUUGAUAAUAGCGAUGGCGAUAAUGACUGGCGUCCAGUCACCGAGUGGGAAAAUCCAAUUUGGGGCUGGGUGCUGGUCAACUACGUCGACUAUGGAGUCCAGUUCUUCCUCCACGACGGAACCUUCUAUCGUGAGGUACGCGUGGCGGCACCCAACAACCCUGAAGGCACCGUAGCGAUGGACAAAUGGUUGCCGUUCAAGCCUCCCAAGGGCUCUCAUGUCCCCCGACAGAUGGAUCACCUCAUCGAUCAGUUUACUGGGUCCGAGAAGGCCCGCGAGUAUCUCCUCGCAUUCAUGAAUCUCAUUAAUCGUGCAACCGAGAACUCGCGUUCGGUUCCGGGAGCGUAUAGCGAAUGUGUCAACUCUCUGAUCGGCAGACCUCUCGCAUUGGUCAAUGUUGGACUCUCUCUCGAGCUGGCCACGGACAUCAAGAAAAACCAGUCGACACAGGGCAAUCAGCCGAAUAUAAAGCCUCCUUAUUCGCUGUUGCCACCUAGUGAUAAUGAUAGCGGCGACGGUGGUGAUGGUGAGGAACCAGAAGAACCUACCAUCCAAUAUAAGUUUCCUAUCAAACUGGGAGACGUUGACCGGCCUCAUGACGGCCUCGUUGGGUAUUUUCACGCUCGUGCCAGCCCCGAGGAGGAAAACGGGCUCGAAGUUGGUGAUCUUUACACGCCACUGCCGCCAAACGAGAAAUAUCCAACGUCACAAAUCCAUCAAGUCGACAAGGCUGAUUUCCCACGACUGAAGGCAUUCUGGCUGAAUCCCGCCGACUAUGGACACACUAAUAAAGCUAGCAAGGCUGCCAGAAGUUUCAUAGUCGAUCGAAACAACAUGCUAACUACGUUCGGCUUUAUCAUGGACCCAUUCGCGCCCGUCAAUGCCUACUCUAGUGUCCUCCCUAAUGAAAAACUCUCUCUGCCACCCUGGACCUGGGAGUCUGCUCUCAAGAGCAUGACUGCAUUCUUCCAUUUCGGUCCGCUGGUCGUUACCGAUGAUGUGGCAGGGUUUGACGCCGACAAGCAGCUCGAGUACGACUACAAGCUGUCCGAUGAGAGACAACAGAUGGCUGGAACAGUCAAGCUGCCGUCCCUGGCAGUAGCAGAAUGGAGCUGGCUCCAGCCCUACCCCGAUUCCGCAAACUCUGCUACUUCGAGGAAUACCAAUUAUAAUGACGGCGACGAUGAGGACACAGAGAAAUAUAUGGCAUUCAGCGUUGGAAAAAUUGAUCCGGUGCCUACGUGGGAAAAGGGCCCAUUGACUGCGAUCGAGGGAUUCCUUCAGAUGACGAAAUCGGUUACAAAGCCUGAUUCUGAAGAACAUGACACAAAGUAGAGAAGGUGAAAAAUAGCUACGAAUUAUCAAAAUGGGUGACUGCUGGUCUGUUGGACCUUCAGAAUUGUCUGUCAUUUCCUCAUUUGGAUUUAGUAUAAAUUUCAAAUUUCCAAGCAACGUAUUUACAAAAUUAUCUUCGUUGCUGUUAAGUCAAUGUAGACCCAUCAGCAAA
This is a messenger RNA of Talaromyces proteolyticus, 4770 nucleotides long. RefSeq lists its product as uncharacterized. The transcript has a single exon. The record is from RefSeq and is a predicted model, not a curated record. Lineage: Eukaryota; Fungi; Ascomycota; Eurotiomycetes; Eurotiales; Trichocomaceae. The coding region runs from base 402 to 4598 and encodes 1398 amino acids.